Scheffersomyces amazonensis is the source of this 1387-nucleotide messenger RNA. RefSeq names its product Rad23p (gene RAD23). NCBI's taxonomy places the organism in Eukaryota, Fungi, Ascomycota, Pichiomycetes, Serinales, Debaryomycetaceae. Gene Ontology annotation, molecular function: ubiquitin binding; proteasome binding; damaged DNA binding. Gene Ontology annotation, biological process: nucleotide-excision repair; proteasome-mediated ubiquitin-dependent protein catabolic process. The transcript has a single exon. The coding region runs from base 174 to 1343 and encodes 389 amino acids. Gene Ontology annotation, cellular component: nucleoplasm; cytosol. The record is from RefSeq and is a predicted model, not a curated record.
AAGAUAUCGCCACUGUCAAUCAGAAAAUUUCCACUAUGCUUAACAGUGGAGAACUACUGAGAGUAAUACCAAUUGCAAAUCAGUUCCUACAAAGAUUACUGAAGAAAGUUUAAGUUUAAGUUAAGUUUGAGGACGUGACCCAAUUUACACGAGUAAUAUCUAUAACACCAACUAUGCAAAUCAUCCUCAAAGACUUUAAAAAGCAAAAAGUUCCCAUCGAAGUUGAAUUGACUGAAACAGUAUUAUCUGUUAAGGAGAAGUUGGCAGCCAUUAAAGAAUGUGAACCAGAUCAAUUGAAGUUUGUAUAUUCUGGGAAAGUCUUACAAGAUGAUAAGACUUUGGGAUUAUUUAAAAUUAAAGAAGGUGAUUCAAUUAUCUUUAUGAUUUCAAAACUAACAAAGAAAUCAACUCCAACUCCUGUCCCUGCUCCAUCGACUGAAGUUAGUACUGAACAAUCAUCUGCAUCUACUUCUUCAAAUAUUGCCCCUAGUUCGACUAGUACUGAUGCUUCUACAUCAGUUUCAACUUCUGCUCCUACUCCUGCUACUGAUGCUGCUGCUGCUACUGCUACUGAUGCUCCUACUAGUAGUGAUGCAGGAUCAGUAUUCACUCAAGGUAGUGAAAGAGAAUCAACCAUUGCAAAUAUUAUGGAAAUGGGUUAUGACAGACCCCAAGUUGAAGCUGCUUUAAGAGCUGCUUUUAAUAAUCCUCAUCGUGCAGUAGAAUAUUUAUUAACAGGUAUCCCAGAAUCUUUACAACGUCCAGCUCCUCAAGCUGCUCCAGCCGCCACACCAGCAGUAGCUGGUGAUUCAACAGUUGCUACUACUGAAGCAACUGAUGCUAUAAAUGAAGAUGAUGAAGAGGAAGAUCGUGGAGAAAAUUUAUUCGAAGCAGCAGCUGCUGCUGCUCAAGCUCAAGGUCAUGGAGGUCAUGAAGUUGGAGCUCCAUCUCAUUCUGAAGCUAGUUUAGGUGAUGAUGAACAAUUAAAUUUAUUAAGAACUGCGUUACAAACCAAUCCUGAAUUGAUCCAUCCAUUACUUGAACAAUUGAGUCAAAGUAAUCCACAAAUUGCUCAAUUAAUACAGCAAGAUCCUGAAGCAUUCAUUAGAACAUUUUUAGGAGCUGGUGGUGAUGAUUUAGGUUAUGAAGUUGAAGGAGAUGAAGCUGGUGGAGAAGCUGGAGAUCCUGAAGGAACUAUUCGUAUUCAUUUAACAGAACAAGAUCAAAAUGCUAUAAACAGAUUAUGUGAAUUAGGAUUUGAACGUGAUCUUGUAAUUCAAGUAUAUUUGGCCUGUGAGAAAAAUGAAGAAGCAGCUGCCGAUAUAUUAUUUAGAGAUAUGUAAUUUGAACAAAUAGGAUUGGUAAAUCCAUAUAAUAUAAUAUAUGU